Molecule: messenger RNA, 843 nt
Organism: Emiliania huxleyi CCMP1516
Lineage: Eukaryota; Haptophyta; Isochrysidales; Noelaerhabdaceae
Exons: 3
Coding region: 1-843 (280 amino acids)
Source: RefSeq, a predicted model, not a curated record
AUGCGCGUGCUCUUCCUCUUGCUCGCCACGCGCUCGGGAGCCGGAGUGGCGGGGUCGGAGCUGCUGCAACGGCGCGAGUGGCCGCGAGAGGUGGUGCUGGGGCUCUCCAGAGAACGAGGCCACGGCGCGGCGCUCGCGGCGGCGCACGGGGCAGCUUUGAGCAGUGCAGCGCCUCAACAGCAGCUUCAAGCAGUGCAGCACAACGCCAGCUACCUCUCCAGAGCUGCGCGGCGGCUGGCGGGCCUGUGGGAAAGUGCCGUGCCGCGUGCUCGGAACGCGCACUCGGCUCGCUUGCCGGUGGCCGAGUCAGUCUGGAUGGCGAGAAGCGCCAAGGCCUUCCCUGCAUUCUGGGCGCUGCCCAGCAGUGCACAGUACUCUCGCUGCGCCGACGGGCGGCCUCGAUGCGGAUUGCCGCGAGUGGCGUGGUGGCCUCCAGUGGUGCGGUCGUUGGUCCAGUGGUAUGCGAGGCAUGCAAGGAGGAGCUCGGAGGCGACGAUACCGGCCCAGUCGGCGCCUUCGGUGGGGGUGGCACACCUCCCUCUGGGGGACGCGCUGGACGCAGACGCCUCGAUGGAGCAGCGGAGGGAGCAGCAGGUGGUCCGCAUGCUCCUGGCGAAGGAGGGGAGAAUGCCGAUCACAGAUCUGAUCCACGCGCACCGAGCUGCUUUCGGCCUGCACCGCCCCGUGUCGGUGAAGGUGGACUUCAAGGCGAAGUCGCUGCGCACGCUACUCGUAGCGCUGCCUGGGCUGGCGCUACCCCAGGCCCCACGCGGGGACGUGCAGAUGCGGGGGAGCGCAAAAGCGCAGUCGGCGCAGCAGGCCGCGGAAGGGGAAGGGGGCUAG